This is a messenger RNA of Acytostelium subglobosum LB1, 1584 nucleotides long. RefSeq lists its product as hypothetical. NCBI's taxonomy places the organism in Eukaryota, Evosea, Eumycetozoa, Acytosteliales, Acytosteliaceae. The transcript is spliced from 2 exons. Bases 1 to 1584 code for a protein of 527 amino acids. The record is from RefSeq and is a predicted model, not a curated record.
AUGUCAACUACAAAUAAUAGAUAUAUCAUAUUAAUUGGACAUAUAUUGUUGGUUUGGACAUUGUUCAAUUGUAUCCAGACUAAUGAUGCAAAGACUGUGUACUGGAACUCGACUGUCAGCUGCUCAUCUGAUUUGAAGUGUCAGUUUGGUGACACUGCCAAUUGGAUUGGCAAUGUGUUGCCCAGCACCACAGACGAUGCCGUGAUUGACUUGGCUUCAAACAUUGAAGAGUCAGUGAUCACAUUGUCUGCAGACGUCACGUUCAACAGUCUCACAGCGGUCGGCCCAAGAAAUGAUAGUAACACACAGGGUGAUAUGGCCAAGCUUACAUUCACAGUCAUCAAUAGCACAUUCAAUGUCAGCGAGUCGCGUUUCACCAAUGCAUUCGUCAACGUCACAGAGUCCAAAGUCCCUGGCAACAUAUUCGCAAGCAACAACACAUACUGCAUCAUCUAUUAUAGCAAUGUAAGCACUGUCUACUUCACUGGCAACACCAAGGUCACAUUGUGGAGAGUGAACUUGGCCAAUUUCACAUCCGUUGGCUCGCCCACAUCGAUGAUCCCAUCGUCACCAUUCGACCAAGUGAAUAUCAUGAUUGAUGACGUGAUCAUUGAUCAGUCAACCGUGAACAAUCCCGCCUCUGCUCUAUACAUAUGGGUCACUCCAUUUACUGUCGUGAACCUCCACAAGUCUACGUUUAAAGGCUAUUCGUGCCAAUUCGUCAUAUCGUCCACGACCAGGAUCUAUGAAUACUUAGACCUUGGUGCCAAUGGUCAGUUAUUAUUCGAUACGAUUAAUGGCGGCUCACCCGGUCGUCUCCAGCCCUUCAACGCAAAAAUCACCGCAGCCACAGUACAAAUAGGCAAUGGAUGGCUAGACUCGGGCAACAUAAUGAUCAACGGUGAUGUGACCUCAAACUCGAGCAGCAGAUUGACAUUCAAACAGCCCAAUCAGUUUGAUGCACCUGUAAUCAUCAAUGGAACGACAUCGAUACUCAACUCGGCAAUGUUGGUCAAUUUCAAAACAAUGACAACCUUGCCAAACGUCCAAUACCUGCUCAUGUCGAGCAUCAACAACGACAUUACAUACCAAGCCAACCGUGCCAAGGACCAAGUAACCUACAACAUGACCGACAACAACUCAGAGUACAAGAUCGUGGCCGACGGCAAACAACUGUACAUUCAGUUUGGCAAGUCAUGUGCCAAUGCUACGGACUGCAAUGGCCAUGCUAUUUGUAAUGAUGGCAUGUGUCAAUGUGUUGACUACUAUCAAGACCCAGGUUGCAGUGUUCCUAGCUGUAUGAAGAACUGCAGUGGACGUGGAGAGUGCAUCUUCAGCUCAAGGUUGUCACUGGUGUACUUCAAACAACAAAUGUCUACGUCCCUCUACGACAUGCAGUCCUACUCCAACCACGAGCACCACUACUACUCCUACUACUACUACACCCACAACAUCUACUGCUGCUACAUCAACUACUACCACUACCACUACUACCUCUACUACUGGCGACCAUCCAAGCAAAGCCACUUCAACAACAGUACCUCUCUCAGUUGUAGUUGUUCUUGCAUUGAUGGCUGUCAUUAA